UUCGGAUGCAGAGAUUGGCAUUGAUAUUGAUCCACCUCCAGUCUAUUCCGAUGCAGAGAUUGACAUUGAUAUUGAUGAUGAAGCGCCACGGCAACCAUCACCCCAACAUCCACAUGCAAGGUCCUAUAAUAUUCAAAGGCUUCCACCUGAUCCAGGGGAAAGGAUUCCUAUUUCAGAUUAUGAUGUUAAUGAUCAAGACGAAGUUCGGAGACGGUACAUUACAAAGAAUGCAGUCCAACCAUAUGCACACAACUUUGAAGUCAAGAAAAUGUAUGGUAAAAAUCGACACUUCAACUUUGUUUGGUUUGAGAACUAAAAAUGGCUAGAAUAUAGUGUCAAAUAUGAGGCUGCAUUUUGCUUUGUGUGUUAUUUGUUCAAAGGCAAAUCGAAUGGGGGCCCUAAGGGUGAUGCCUUUGUUAAAGGUGGUUGGAAAAAUUGGUAUAAGCCUGAUGCAUUAGACAAACAUGAGGGUGGUAUUAACAGCAUUCACAACAAAGCUCAAGAGAAGUACAAUUUAUUUGUGGCACCCCAACCAUCAAUUGAUAACAUUAUGGUGAGGGUUCUCAUUUUAAAACCAUUAUGCACAUUGUUAGCAUGUAUUCCACAAUCCUUGAAGUACUUGAUGCUAUUGGAAAAGAUCCUUCACAAAAACGUGAGUGGACAAGAAUACGUGGAGUUGCUCAAGCCAUUGAAUCAUUUGACUUUGUUUUCAAUCUUCACUUGAUGCUUGUUAUUCUUGGCUAUACAAAUGAGUUGUCCAAAUCUUUGCAAAAGAGAGAUCAAGAUAUUGUUAAUGCAAUGGCACUUGUUAGUUUGGCAAAGAGUAGAAUGCAACACUUGAGGUCUCAUGGUUGGGAAGAAUUUCUUGCAAAGCUAACCUUAUUUUGCAACAAACAUGACAUUCAAGUUCCUUUGUGGGAGGAUACUUAUGAGCAUCAUGGAAGAUCACGUCGGUAUUAUGAAGUACAAACAAAUGAUGAUCGUUAUAGAAGAGAGGUAUAUCUUGGUGUCAUUGAUCAAACCAUUCAAGAGCUUGACAAUCGGUUUGAUGAGGUUAAUACGGAGUUGCUUAUUUGCAUGUCGGCUUUGAAUCCAAUCAACUCAUUUGCUUCUUAUGAUGCACUCAAGGUAAUGAGACUUGCUGAAUUCUAUCCCAUGGACAUAUCAAGCACAGAUUUGAUAAGGCUAGAAUUUCAACUUACUACUUUCAUUGAUGAUAUGAGACAAGAUGAUAGGUUUAGAAAUGCAAGUAAUAUUGGUGAGCUCUCUAUUAUGCUUGUUGCAACAAAGAAGCAUGUUCUUUAUGAUUUGGUCUACUUACUCAUCAAAUUGAUAUUGAUUUUACCGGUGGCGACGGCGAGUGUUGAAAGAGUAUUUUCAGCUAUGAAUCUAGUGAAAAGUAAGUUGAGGACUACUAUGAGUGAUGAUCGCUUGAAUGAUUGCUUGGUGACAUUUAUUGAACGAGAUGUGUUCAUGAAAGUAAGUGAAGAUGACAUAGUUGAUGCUUUCAUGGCAAUGCAAAAACGUAGAGUUACCUAGUGAUGUAAUUUUCUACUUGUGCUUCUUUUGUGUAAGACUAUUCGUAUUGUAAUUUCGCAUAUUUGAGAUAUAUUUUGUGAACUAAAUUGUUGUGAAA
Molecule: messenger RNA, 1636 nt
Organism: Triticum aestivum (bread wheat)
Lineage: Eukaryota; Viridiplantae; Streptophyta; Magnoliopsida; Poales; Poaceae
Exons: 2
Coding region: 580-1539 (319 amino acids)
Molecular function (GO): protein dimerization activity
Source: RefSeq, a predicted model, not a curated record